AUGACGGCUGAGGACAAGAAGGCCGUGUCCAUCAAGGUGCCCGUGAAACCAAAGGAAGCCGAUGAAAAGAGGAGAAAAUUGAACAACCUUAAAAUCAAGAAUGAAGAACUGAACGAAGAGGAGAAGAAAAAGAAGGAAGAGUUGGAGUUGCUGAUUACUAGGCUACGUGAUGACGAUCCAGAUGUAGUGAACCUUUCCAUUACAAUGUUGAAUAAGGAAAUAAUUGAUACCAGUGGAAUAUUGACAUCGUCUCUGUUGGCCCUGAAGGUACUAAAGACCCAUUACAACACAUUACUAGAAAUACAUGAAAACAUGAAAUUCGAAGAAUGCAAAAAGAAAAUGAGUAACAUGAUAAGUGCCUUGUCCACGACAAUAGGUGAUGAAAACAACAUCGUUAAAUAUAUCAUCAUGGGAAAUAAAAGGGAUUUAGUGAAUUAUGGCCAUGAGUACAUAAAGAAUUUAAUUAGUAAGCUGUUGGUAGAGUUUAAAAAUGUAAAAGAGGAGGAAUCCUCUGUCUCUGGGUCGGUGGUUACUCCCGGUGGAGCAGUAGCAUCGUCAUCCCCUUCCCUUGCGACUGCUACUUCCCCUACGAUGACAGGUAGUAGCAUCCCCCCGACAGGAGCACCUGUAAGCACGCCGAAAGGAGUGCACAUGAUCAACCAUAUUUACGAACUUGUGAACAUCAUCGUGCCAUACUGUUUUAACCACAACACAGAAUAUGAGGGGAUCGAUUUGUUGAUUGAGGUGGAUAAAAUUAACGACAUUCCCCUAUACGUGGAUGAAAAGUCGUGUGAAAGGUCUAUCCUAUAUCUACUAAACAUAACUCAUUACAGUUCCUCAACGGAGGAAUACUACAAAUUGAUGGAUGUGAUUUUACAGAUUUUAAAGAAGCACAAGAGAUACGUAGAAUAUUUAAAAAUUUUACUGAGGGUAAACAGGAUAGAGAAGAUCAAGGAUCUCCUUUUUGAAUGUGGGGAUAUGCUUACAUGCAAGCAGAUGGCUUUAAUUUGUUCUAGACAUUCAGUCCAUUUGGAGUUUACCCAGGAGGAAGUGAUUCGAUACCCUCACAUGGAUCUGAACCAGCUAUCUAGUCUUUCCUCAGGUGAACAUUUAUCUUCCAUAUUUUUGAAGCUAGCCAAAGAUUUAGAUGUAGAAGAACCAAAAUUGCCAGAAGAUAUUUACAAAACACACCUUGAAGAAAAGAGGAAUACAAAUGUAUGGGAUUCUGCAAAGCAAAACUUAUCGUCCUCCUUUGUAAAUGCAUUUGUGAAUGCUGGUUUUUGUAAAGAUAAACUAAUGACAGUUAACUCGUCUCUUUGGAUUUUUAAAAAUAAAGAUUAUGGCUUGAUGAGUGCAACUGCAUCUAUGGGAUUACUCCUCAUGUGGAAUAUAGAUGAAGGGUUGUCCCAAAUAGACAAAUUUCAAUACAGUAGUGAUCAGUAUGUGAAGGCAGGUUCUCUGAUGGCUUUCGGGUUAGCUUGUACCAAUGUGAGAAACGAAUGUGAUCCUGCCUUUGCAUUAUUAUCUGAACACAUAGAUGCAGAGAAUACGAUGGAAAAAAUAGGAGCCAUAUUAGGCUUUGGUUAUGCAUAUGCUGGGUCAGGGAAGGAGAACCUCCUAGAUGUACUCAUACCACCACUUGUAGAUAAUGGCUGUAUAAUAGAGUGCAGCGUGUUUGCAGCCGUAUCAUUAGGACUAGUAUUUGUGGGUUCACAAAAUAGAGAAAUUGCAGAAUACAUUAUUGAUACUGUUAUGGAGAGAGAAAAAGUUAACAACUCGCUUGACCAACCUAUCGCCAAAUUAUAUGCAGUUGCCUUAGGGCUUUUGUUUCUCUGUUCAAGAGAAAAAUGCGAAGCUACUUUGUCAGCUUUAGAAAUAAUCAAACACCCGAUCGCAAAAUAUAUGAUCACCACUGUGGAAGGUAUGGCCUUCGCUGGGUCCAACGACGUUUUGAAGGUUCAGAAAAUGUUACAAGUUUUGGUGGAGAAGAGAAAUGAAAAAAAGGUUAAUGUGGAUGGUUUCACAAAACCAGGUGAUCAUCCUCCCUCCCAUGGUGCUAAUGCUGUUGAUGGAAAAACUCUCCAGGGUGCAGAAACGAAAGGACUCACUCUGGAUGGCAAGAGAGUCAACACCUUAGGUAGUAAAAGCGGCAAGUCUGGUCCACCUGAUGGGAAAGGUAAUACCAAUGCAGGAAGUGGCUCAGGAGGGAAUGUUCCCCAGACGGAAGACAAUCUAGACCAGUGUGUAGCUAUCCUUAACAUUGCUCUGAUAGCCCUAACGGAUGACAUUAGUUCCGAAAUGACAACAAGAAUCAUUGACCACUUCUUACAAUACUCAAACUUGAACCAGAAGAAAGCAGUACCCUUAGCUCUGGCGCUACUAUUUACAUCCUUCCCUAAACCAAACAUCGUAGAUAUUCUCUCCAAACUGACUCAUGAUCAGGAUGCAGAUGUGGCUUUGCAUGCGAUUAUGUCCUUGGGGUUCGUUGGUGCCGGGACCAACAAUUCACGUAUAGCUAUAUUGUUAAGACAGUUGUCUACCUUUUAUUGUAAAGAUGCUAAUGCUACCUUCGUUGUUAGACUAUCUCAAGGUUUACUGUACAUGGGAAAAGGGCUACUAACUAUUAACCCUCUUCAUUCGAAUCGAUCCAUUAUCAACCACGUUGCUCUGGGAUCCCUCCUUGUUACCAUCCACGCUUGUCUUCAACUGAAGACAACCAUAUUGGGCAAAUAUCACUACUUGCUCUACCACCUCGUGCCCAGCAUUUAUCCGCGUAUGCUCGUCACCGUGAAUGAGGACUUGGAGCCUCUUCCCAUCUCGGUGCGCGUAGGCCAGGCCGUUGACGUCGUCGGGCAAGUCGGAAAGCCCAAAACAAUCACCGGGUUCCAGACCCACGUGACGCCUGUCCUGCUUUUGCACACAGACCGGGCGGAGAUAGCCACAGAGGAAUACAUCCCCGUCAACGAUACUCUCGAAGGAAUCGUCAUUCUGAAGAAGGACCCGAACUACGUGCCGCCAGCGAUCAACUAA
Plasmodium knowlesi strain H is the source of this 3030-nucleotide messenger RNA. RefSeq names its product 26S proteasome regulatory subunit RPN1, putative. The transcript is spliced from 4 exons. The coding region runs from base 1 to 3030 and encodes 1009 amino acids. NCBI's taxonomy places the organism in Eukaryota, Apicomplexa, Aconoidasida, Haemosporida, Plasmodiidae. Gene Ontology annotation, cellular component: proteasome complex; proteasome storage granule; proteasome regulatory particle, base subcomplex. The record is from RefSeq and is a predicted model, not a curated record. Gene Ontology annotation, molecular function: enzyme regulator activity. Gene Ontology annotation, biological process: proteasome-mediated ubiquitin-dependent protein catabolic process; regulation of protein catabolic process.